Molecule: messenger RNA, 1155 nt
Organism: Perognathus longimembris pacificus (Pacific pocket mouse)
Lineage: Eukaryota; Metazoa; Chordata; Mammalia; Rodentia; Heteromyidae
Gene: Sirt5
Product: sirtuin 5
Exons: 9
Coding region: 94-1026 (310 amino acids)
Molecular function (GO): protein-malonyllysine demalonylase activity; NAD+ binding; protein-succinyllysine desuccinylase activity
Source: RefSeq, a predicted model, not a curated record
GCUCCUCCGCGCGCCCUCCGCGUCCUUCCCCGUCGCCCGCGCUCAGGACCCGCCUCGCAGCCUACCUGGUAUUUGUACUGCUAAGAAAACCGGAUGCGACCUCUUCAGAUUGCCCAGAGCAGACUCAUUUUCCCCUUGUGCUGUGGACUGAAGCCUUUGUCCUCCUCCCAAAGCAAGCUUUACUUAACGAUGGCUCGUCCAAGUUCAAGUAUGGCAGACUUUCGGAAGUGUUUUGCAAAGGCAAAGCACAUAGCCAUCAUUUCAGGGGCUGGCAUUAGUGCUGAAAGUGGGGUUCCAACUUUCAGAGGAGCUGGAGGCUAUUGGAGAAAAUGGCAAGCUCAGGACUUGGCAACUCCCCAGGCCUUCGCCCACAACCCCUCGCGGGUGUGGGAGUUCUACCACUACCGGCGCGAGGUGAUGCGGAGCAAGGAGCCCAACCCCGGGCACCUGGCCGUGGCCGAGUGCGAGGCCCGUCUGCGCCCCCAGGGCCGGCGGGUCGUGGUCAUCACCCAGAACAUUGACGAGCUGCACCGCAAGGCUGGCACCCAGAACCUCCUGGAAAUCCACGGAACCUUAUUUAAAACUCGAUGCACCUCUUGUGGAGUUGUGGCUGAGAAUUACAACAGUCCUAUUUGUCCAGCUUUAUCAGGAAAAGGUGCUCCAGAUCCUGAAACCCGAGAUGCUGGCAUCCCAGUUGAGAAACUGCCCAGGUGUGAGGAGGCAGGGUGCGGGGGCUUGCUGCGACCUCAUGUAGUGUGGUUUGGAGAAAACCUGGAUCCUGCCAUUCUGGAGGAGGUGGACAGAGAGCUUGCACUCUGUGACUUGUGUCUAGUGGUGGGGACUUCGUCUGUGGUCUACCCAGCUGCUUUGUUUGCCCCACAAGUGGCUGCUAGGGGAGUUCCAGUGGCUGAGUUUAACACGGAGACCACCCCAGCCACAAACACAUUCAGGUUUCACUUCCAGGGCCCCUGUGGGACUACCCUUCCUGAAGCCCUGGCUCCUCAUGAAAUGGAAACUGUUCCUUAAGUGUCCCGUGGAAGGAAAAACGAUAGUGUAUCUGAGAACUAGGCCACCGCAGAACGUUCUUGUGGAUGCUGAAGCUGAAUACGGAAGACCUAAACAUAUCCUGAUACCUGGUGGGAAUUCAACCUGUUG